CUAUAUAUACAAUCUCUCACCAACUUUUAUUCCUCACCAGUUUCUUAUAUUUCUCCUUUUUGUAAUUGUCCUUGUUGGUGCAAGAAAAUGUUCAUGAUAGUGUUUGAUCCGAAUUAAACUUUUUAAUUUUAGAGAGGGAAGGAGCGAGUAGAGAGAGAGAUGGAUAACUCUAUUGGUGCAGGGUUCGUGGCUGUUUUUGCUGUAUCUGGAAGCGUGGUUCUUCUUGCCCACCAAGUCCACAAACGCCUUCUCUCUGAUUUUAUGAAGAAUAUUGAAUCUGAAUUAGGUGGUUUCCUCUCUCCCCACAAAAGAUCGGCUUCUGGAGGAUCUGAGAAAGUGCAAACCAAGAAGAGUGUUAGAUUUGCAGAGGAUGUUGUGGAACCAUCAUCAAACAACAAAGAGUUCCGCAAGAGGAGAUGCAGUAAUACUUCAAAGCAGGCCAAAGAGGGUUACGGGAAUUAUAAAAUGGAGGACAACACCAUGCCGCUCAACAGGCAAGCUCUUUACAAAGGGAUCAUUGAAUUUAAGGCCUACAAGGGCACGCAUGCAUAUUAAAGAAUAACUGUCGUUGGUUAAAGUCGUGCAUGUCUUUCAAUUUGUAAAUACUUUCCCUUUUGGAAGAAGUUUACGGCGAGGGCAUGUGUAUAUAUUUUCCUUCUCAUAAUUACUCAUGAUGUAAUCUUUAUAUGAUGAAGAAAUUGUGAAACGAAAAUAUAUAUGUUCCGCUAUACUAAAGAUUUUGUUAUCCAUAGAUUUAGUUCCAUGGAUGUGAAAAGUCUUUUAGGUGGUGUGGCAGUAGGAAGAAGUGACUGCUUUCGUUUGAAUAAAAGGGUAAUUUGGUUGUUCAUUAGUUGACCAAAACCUAGGAAUUAUCAAAGAUGAUUCCAUAGAAAGACUAGCAUCUACUGCAGGACUCAGUCUUCGCUUGUAUAUUGACUCUGUAAUGUUUCUGUUUCUUGUACAUAAAAUGAUAGAAAUAAUACAGUCUGCGUGCAGGUUAUUUUAUAA
Molecule: messenger RNA, 1008 nt
Organism: Malus domestica (apple)
Lineage: Eukaryota; Viridiplantae; Streptophyta; Magnoliopsida; Rosales; Rosaceae
Source: RefSeq, a predicted model, not a curated record